AGUUUCCAUCAUGGUGGUUUUUCGGUGCCAGACGUGCGUCUACGAGAGAAGUCCCAUGUCCGGAAACGAUAAUUUUAUCACGUUCGUGAAACAAUCGCCCGAGUGAAACAAAACCUCACGCGGACUAUUGCACAGCGGCGUCUACCUCAAGUCCAGGAGGAGGAAGGUGAGCAGCAGCAGGAUGCUGUGCACCAUGGAGAAGCCGAGCGUAGGUGGUGGUGCCACUGGGGGCACGUGCACCUCGAGUGUGCCCAAGAUCAUGGUGUUCCGGCCCACCCUGGAGGAGAUGCAGGACUUCUCCAAGUACCUCGAGCACAUGGAGUCCAUGGGAGCCCACAAGGCCGGACUGGCCAAGAUCAUCCCGCCCAAGGAGUGGAUCCCCCGCAAAGGCGGCUACGACGACAUUGACAUGGAGAUUCCAUCGCCCAUCUCACAAGUGGUGUCGGGGGGCCAGGGUCUCUACCAGCAGUACAACAUCCAGAAAAAGUCCAUGAGCGUCAAGGAAUUCAGGCGCGUGGCCCAAAGUGACCGUUUCAACACUCCCCCUCACUUCGACUACGAGGACUUGGAGCGCAAGUAUUGGAAGAACAUUGCCUUCAAUGCUCCAAUCUACGGCGCGGACGUGUCGGGUUCCCUGUAUGACCCGGGUGUCAAGGAGUUCAACAUCAACCACCUGAACACCAUCCUGGACUUGGUGGGCCAGGACUAUGGCAUCAAGAUUGAAGGGGUCAACACGGCCUACCUCUACUUUGGCAUGUGGAAGACCACGUUUGCCUGGCACACCGAGGACAUGGACCUGUACUCCAUCAACUACCUCCACUUCGGGGCCCCCAAGUCGUGGUACUGUGUGCCCCCCGAGCAUGGGCGCCGGCUCGAGCGCCUCGCGGCAGGCUUCUUCCACAACACGGCCCAAGAGUGCUCCGCCUUCCUGCGGCACAAGAUGACGGUCAUUUCGCCCCAGGUCCUGCGCCAGUACUCGAUACCUUACAACAAGAUAACCCAGGAGGCCGGCGAGUUCAUGAUCACCUUUCCGUACGGCUACCAUGCCGGCUUCAACCAUGGCUUCAACUGUGCCGAGUCCACCAACUUUGCCCUGCCUCGUUGGGUUGAGUACGGCAAGCGGGCCUCGCAGUGCUUGUGUCGGAAUGACUGCGUGAAGAUCAGCAUGGACGUGUUUGUAAAGAAGUUCCAGCCCGAUAGAUAUGAGCUGUGGCUGGCUGGCCAGGACGUGGGCUGCCACCCCGAGGACCCCUCGAGCCGUGUGGCUGCCCGGCCGCCCACCCACCUCGAGAUGGCCAUGCUGCGUUCCAUGAUCAAGUCCAAGUCGAAGCGCCACCCCGUGCUGUCCAAGCACUGUCUCGUGCCCGAGGAGGAUGCCGGCGACACAGACGGCACCGAGAUUUACGACCCCGAGGACGACGAGGACACCAAGAAGCAACGACGGCCGUCCAAGGGGUCACUCUCCAAGCGCAAAGGCCCGCCCAAGGGGGCAGCACAGGGUGGCGACAAGAAGCGGCCUCGCAAACCUCGCACCAACAGCACUAACGAUGGCGAUGCCUCUCCCACCAAGGGGUCGGCAAGCAGAAACCCUGCCCAGUACAACAGCUUGAUGCAGGAGCUGAGCGUAGUGGUGGAGCCUCUGGCACAUGCGGAGCCUCCGAAACUGGAGCCCCUGAAGGCGUCUCCUGCCGAGGCUCCUCCUCAGUCGGAGCCGACGCAGCUGCCCGCCGAACGCUGUGAGGACAUAUACCAGCACACCGCUGAGCUGCCCGCAUUGAGCCUGGGACCGGGGGUUAGUCUGGGCGACCAGUGGUCCCUGAUGACUCCGGUGGAGGCACUUGUUCCCGCACCAACGCCCUCUCCCAACCACUCGGCACCGCUUCUUUCUUCCCCACCAGAGGACACCAGUUCACUUCCCUUCUCGAAGGUGGCUACCGAGAAGGAGGAGGAGGUGACACCAACCCCCGGCAUGCCACGCAAGCUGUGCCUGAGCACGGCCGUGCGACGCCAACCUUUGCACCCUGCACCCAAGAAGCGCAAGUCACAUCCAGCACUCAUCAAGGGCCAUGGGGAAGACAGCAGCGAUGAGGGUUGGUCGUCCGGAGGGGACACCUCUGGGUCAAAGGCCAACAGCAGCAGCAGUGCGGCCACAACAACCACAACAACAACGGGUGGUGGCAAUGGUGGCAGUCUCGGGGCGAGGGAGCCCGGCAGCUGGGCAGCGCCGUACAUGGACCUGUGGAGCUUCCGACCGGCCAAUCUGUAUGCCGAGCGACAGCUCAACCGGCACUCCUCCACCCUCGAGCCGCACUGUGCCCUCUGCCUGCUCUUCCGACCACUCCAGUACUCGCGCGAGGAAACUCCCCGAGAGCAGCCCAUAGUGCCGGAGUCUAGCGCCGUGUGGAUGCCCGCCGUGUGCUUUGUAAACGGUGGCCUGGACGUGGCGUGCAGUGCCGAAGUGGGCAUGCCCGAGAUUCCCGACACCGACGUCAAGUCGAGCGAGCUGCUCGUUUGUACCUCUUGUUCCGUCUGCGUUCACAAACACUGUUAUGGUGUCACGGUUCCUGUCAUCAAGGAGACUUGGAAGUGUGACCGAUGCGCGGUGCAGCCUAUCAGUGUGGAGUGUUGCCUGUGCUCCUUGCGUGGGGGUGCCCUGAAACAGACAACGCACGGCCGCUGGGUGCACCUGCUCUGUGCCCUGCUGGUGCCCGAGGUUCACCUGGUAGACCAGCGUGCUCGUUCUCCUGUGGACGUGCUCAGAGUCACACCGCAGAGGGCCCGCCUGCGCUGCACGUACUGCCACAAGCUACGGGACCGGCUCGGCUGUCCCCUGGAGUUGGGUGCCUGCAUCCAGUGCACGUCGGGCAAGUGCACGACGGCAUUCCACGUGACGUGUGCCCACGCAGCGGGCGUCUCAUUCCUCACCUCGGACUGGCCGCUGCCCAUCUUCAUCAAGUGCAUCAAGCACAGUUCAACCCAGAGCGACACCAAGGUCAGGGAGGACACAACUCGUUCACCACUUGUCACAUCACGGGAGCGCCCUCCGGCCGAGCCCCUUCCUCCCGUGGAGCCCGGCAAUCGCGUGGUGGCCAAGCACAAAAACGGCCGCUACUACUGGGGUCGGGUGCAGGAAAGCCGCAGCCAGGACUUGUACUCGGUCGACUUUGAAGACAACUCCUCUUGCGAUAACCUACGGCCAGAGGACAUAGUGGACCGUGACUGCGUGCAGGCAGGACCACCCAACCCCGGUGACAUAGUUCAAGUGAACUGGACAGACGGCAAGCUGUACCACGCUGUCUUCAAGGGACACAAAACAGUCAGCCUGUACACGGUGGUGUUUGAGGACGAGUCCGAGCGGACGGCCAAGCGCGAGGACAUCUAUGCCGAGGGAGAAGAGCUCCCGAAGCGGGUCAAGUCUAGUCUGAAGCAACCGAAAGGCAGCACAUCGACUUGUUUGAAGAACAGCCGGUGGAAGGUCGUCGCCGCCGGGCCCUCAAUGUCCGCUACAUCGACGACGACAUCCUGCUUCUCUGAGGAAGGAGGCAGCACGUCGUCGUCGUCAUCCGCAUCACCCGAGCAACAGCAACAGCCACUCCGCUGCCCACCUCUCUACCUGCGGCGGGAGAGCACGCCACUGCGAGACGCCGGGGCACAUGCGGUUGCCGCGGCAACCACCCUGGAAAUGUCUUGUCGGUGAUGACAAUGCAGCGAUGAGUGUAUUGGCCGAGAACACUGGGAGCCAUUCAGGCCUGAACAAAAUUACAGUGUUGUGGUUGUGUGUGUGCGUGCGUGCAUAGUUGUGAACAAUGCAAUUGCAUAAUGAACUGCAGUGUCGGGUUUCAGUUCUGAACCUUAAGUGCAAGCCCUCCACAGCGAGUUACAGGCCAGUUAAAGGCACGACAUCACAGCUACAACGUUCAAACACGGUGUGUUAGUGUAUGUGCCUGCUCACAGCACCUACGUUGAGCCAAAUGAACCAGUCUCUCUCAAUAUGUGUGCAUUGCAAACAUUGCCCACUCGUGCGAUCUUUACUGUGUGCUUGGUUUGCUGCAUUCGCACUUGUCUACCGAAGUAGGUUGACGGGGAAUGUCAGCACUGUACAAAUUUGGAUCGUCACAUAACACAGUACCAUUGCCCAUGGUUACCUUAUUAUACUAGUGCUAAUGUGUGUCCUAGUUGACUGAAUCAUUGGCAACGGCACCUUGCAGUUAGAGCAUGCUGAAAGUAACACAUUGCCCAUUGAGUGUGCCCGGCAAGCUCUAUGAAAGCAAUCCCCCCACCCACCCACCCAGAUGUUCACCAUUACUGUAGUUUGAAUGUACGUAAUUCUGAAAAUGUCCUCAUGGUGCAUAGGAACUGGAAUUAAGAUGACUGCUAUCAAUUUUUGGUUCUUCAUUCAGACGGCAUAGAAAUAUGUCAUUUUGAUGACUUCCACGUGUCAAAAACUCGUACCACAGACAGGUGCAAAUAUCUGUCAAUCUGUAGCAAUAGAAAUAUGUCUGGCACCUUGGCGGCCCUGUAGUUCUCAGAACCGUGGUUAUGCCCAGGAAAUGAGCAAACCAUAACCAUAUUGCUGCUUUGCAAGCUGUGCUUGUGGUGGUAAGAUUUGGCUCAAUGAUUUGAUUUGCUCGCGUUAGUUCGUCAUAACCUUUGGUGGGAUUGUAAAGUACAUUCGAAAAUGCGAUAUUCUUCAGUUGCAGAACAAAUUGGGGUGGAUCAUGAGGCAUUCGGAGGCGAUAGCUUUCAGUAUUUGGAGAUUGGUGCAGACUAGAGUUGUAUGUGCAUUAUGGUGCUACACUAAUCACUUUUGGUGUGAACUACUUUUGACAAGGUGUUUAUUAGUCGAACUGUAAAUUUUGCGAUUCUCACAGCCUCUGGGUUUACUUGAACAUUUGCAGGGAGGGUUUGCUUAGCCAACUGCUGUUCAGACUUCUCCUCGAGGUGCCCAAAGCUUAUCCUCAGUGUCCAACUCGCUUACAACUGUUUGAUUCUUUCCUCUUGAAUACCUCUUCUAAGCUAUGAUAUGCCAGGCGACGCGAUGUUGCCGUAUGUCGCACCACCAAGGGGUGCAACUGUCCCUUUCCACAAUAUCUCAGUCCUCAUCGCCGCCAGAAGUGCUGCUUGCAAACUGGCCGUAGAUUUCAUGAAAACAGUCUGAAUGGCAGCGCAGUUCGAGAUGAUAAACCACCAUUUGAAGGGUCCUCAACCACCUCUCGCACGUGACAGUGCAGGACACGUCUGCAAACUCUCGUUUCUGUAUGUCUGUAGGAGAACAACUAGCAGCUUGUUAACAUUGUUUCGGCUGAGCUACUGGUAUAUUGCUUUUCGUGAUUCACAAGAGCAGCGUCUGCAGCUUCCAUCCAUUCUGUCCACAUCAGAGUGUCCCUGCCAAGCAAGCGAAACUCUACAAAGUUUUGGUCAUUGUUUUAAGUGUAGUGGCACCUUGUUACCGUGUUUUCCAGACGUCUGUUAGUCACCAGGAAGUUUCGCUUGGUGAGGCAAGUCGUGGCAAAGUGCAACGUUUUGUCAAAACAGACGCAGAUUGCCCUUUUUUUUUGUCAAUUUCAUCUUUUAAUAGAUUCUUGAAUGCAUUGUUUUGUUUGAUCUCAUCGUUGAAACACUGAUGGGCAUAGCUUUUUUUUUUUUUGGUUCUUGCAUUCAGUAGAUUUUUUGUUGUUAAUCUUAAAUUUUGUUUGUUGCCGGAAACUGACCGGAAUGUGUGGGGUUUGUUCCUUCGUCUCAGUACGUUCGUGAAGGCAUACUUCUUCUCUCACUGCUUUGUGGCGUUAUGCACGUGUCCCCAUUAGAACCUAGAAGAAGCCUUGGUAUGUGUUCAUGCUUUCUGUGUUCUAGCAUACUUCUGAAGGAGGGAAUAUUCUUUUACGGGUCUCUCUGUUUUAUCUUGCCUCAUGGUGGCACUCUUGCAGUCGUCGCCUUCAUCCUCUCGCUUGUUUUCAGCAGUAAAGAUAUUGUCGGGAUUUUACUCUGCAGUUUGGAAACGGUGCGUGAAAUUGGCUGUUACUGGGAUCCACGCGCAGUUAUUUGCAAGUUCACACGACCGCACCCCACUGCCGUUAUGCGUUAUGUUCUCGGCUGCAAAAGAGGCAACUAGAAACAGUACCCUAUAUACUGCGUGCGUACUUUAGCACACUUCGAUGCACUGUUGUUUGUCUGCUCUUUUGAGCACGUGCGUAGCAUAUUCAAUGGGCCGUAGAAACACGACGGCAAACGCAACGUAUGAGGUUUUGUUCGGCAAUAAAAGUGGGUGAGAUGGCCUAUGUCCUAAGCUUGAUUACUGUGCCACUUUUUUAUUUCGUUGUGUAAAUACUUUUUCCCUCUUCUGAGUUUCUCUUUACAUGGCAGAGUACUUGCGGUGUUCACGAAUUUUCUCCUACGCUAAAGUGUGUGUGCAUGUGUUUGCGCGUCUGAAAUGUGUGUGGUAUUUAAACAGUGUUCGGUCAACAAGCAUGUGUACAGAAGCAUAUUUCAUGUGUAGAAAAAGAAUCCUCUUCACAAAAGCCAUGAGACAAGUCCAGAGCCAUGACAUUGCGAGUUAAAAAAGAUACACACGCAGAGCAUCCUGUCUACCUAGCGGACAUUCAUGUAUAACAUUUUGCAUCUUUGUCAGCCUCCUAUAGUUUUGAGCGAAGACUUCCUCUAUUUCGUGUUUGAUGACGGAUUAUUUAUAAACACCUGCCUAUUUUGGCCUGUAUUAUUGCUUGCCAGCCAAAUAAAAGUCGUGUUGUACAUAG
Rhipicephalus sanguineus (brown dog tick) is the source of this 6752-nucleotide messenger RNA. Its product is annotated as lysine-specific demethylase 4A. Gene Ontology annotation, molecular function: histone H3K9 demethylase activity; histone H3K36 demethylase activity. Gene Ontology annotation, biological process: chromatin remodeling. The coding region runs from base 182 to 3697 and encodes 1171 amino acids. The transcript is spliced from 20 exons. The record is from RefSeq and is a predicted model, not a curated record. Gene Ontology annotation, cellular component: nucleus. Lineage: Eukaryota; Metazoa; Arthropoda; Arachnida; Ixodida; Ixodidae.